Molecule: messenger RNA, 2303 nt
Organism: Papilio xuthus (Asian swallowtail)
Lineage: Eukaryota; Metazoa; Arthropoda; Insecta; Lepidoptera; Papilionidae
Product: uridine-cytidine kinase-like lethal (2) k01209
Exons: 13
Coding region: 351-2027 (558 amino acids)
Molecular function (GO): ATP binding; kinase activity
Source: RefSeq, a predicted model, not a curated record
CGUGUGUGCUAAUCUAAAUGUAAUGUUUGUUUGUACAGCUGGUUAGUGUCAACAAAAUUUUGUUUAAAGGACAUUCUUAAUCAGUAUGAGCAUGUUCUUCGUACCGUACGUCCGGUGUACAUAUACGGAGUGUAUCAGUGCAUUAUAAAAACUUUGCAUUUCCCAACGCUAAAGCGUAACACCACCUGAAAAUAUAACCUCAUCCAUGCAUUGUGAUUUGUGAUUUAUUUUUAGACAUUAAUUUAGUACAUUGACGGCUUGCUGACGCUGUGAAUAAAACACGUGCUCCUAAACCUCCGUGAUCUUAUAAACAACUAGAUCAAAUUUAAGAAGUCAAAAAAUUAAUAACCAUGGAGGCUGCUUCAUUGAUCAUCCCGAAUCCUGACACGGAGCUGGCAUUAGAGCUGAGUGAGCAAGUGUUCCUAGAUGAAGAGGACUACUCCCGUGCCCCUGCCUCACCCACAACAGUGCCAAAUGUCCGGUCUUACCGUCCACCUUCGACAGUUGUCGUUUCUCCCGCCGGAAUAGUUAUAAGUUCUAACAUAGCGAAGUCACCGCGUGCACGCCGCGUGCGCACCGCGUCGAUGUCGCAGUCGACAAAGCGUACCGCGGCGGAGAGCAUACUGCACGCCGACAGACGCACCAUCUACACCGCCGGCCGCCCGCCCUGGUACAACUGUACGGGCGGCCAGGAGGUCGAGCCCUUCCUCAUAGGUAUCUGUGGCGCUAGUGCGUCAGGAAAAACUACAGUUGCCGCCAAAAUUAUUGAAUCUCUUAAUAUACCAUGGGUCACUAUUGUCAGUAUGGACUCCUUUUACAAAGUGUUGAAUGAGAAGCAGCACGUGGCCGCGGAACGCAACGAGUACAACUUCGACCAUCCGGACGCGUUCGAUAUGGAGCUGCUGGUGAAGGUGCUGCAGCGGCUGCGGGAGGGCAAGAAGGUCGAAGUGCCCAUAUACAACUACGUCACGCACUCCAGGGAGAGCCGCACUAAAACGAUGUACGGCGCGAACGUGAUAAUAUUCGAGGGUAUCCUGGCGUUCUACAACGCGGACGUGGUGCGAAUGUUGGACAUGAAGGUGUUCGUCGACACCGACGCUGACAUACGUCUCGCCAGGAGGCUCAGACGUGACAUAGUGCAGCGCGGGCGCGACCUGGAGGGCGUGCUGAAGCAGUACAUGACGUACGUGAAGCCCGCCUACCAGAACUACAUAGCGCCGUGCAUGGCGCACGCGGACAUCAUCGUGCCGCGCGGCGGAGAGAACAAGGUCGCCAUACAGCUCAUCGUGCAGCACGUGCACAAGCAGCUGCAGCUGCGCGGGUUCAAGGUGCGGGAGAAGCUGGCGGUGGCGCACAUCGGUCAGCCGCUGCCUGACUCCCUCUACGUGCUGAAGGACACGCCGCAAGUGCAAGGUCUGCACACGUUCAUCCGCAACAAGGACACGUCGCGGGACGAGUUCAUCUUCUACUCGAAGCGUCUGAUGCGGCUCGUGAUAGAGUUCGCGCUCUCCCUGCUGCCCUACUCGCAUCUGCACGUCGACACGCCGCAGGGAUUCAUAUACCAAGGUCGCAAAUGUGACGUGGAGAAGAUCUGCGGCGUGUCCAUCCUGCGCGCCGGCGAGACCAUGGAGCAGGCCGUGUGCGACGUCUGCAAAGACAUCCGCAUCGGCAAGAUCCUCAUACAGACCAACCAGCAGACUGACGAGCCCGAGCUGUACUAUUUGCGGCUGCCGAAGGACAUAAAGGAUUACCGCGUGAUCCUGAUGGACGCGACCGUGGCGACCGGAGCGGCCGCCAUCAUGGCCAUCCGCGUCCUGCUGGACCACGACGUGCCCGAACACAACAUCAGCCUCGUCUCACUCCUCAUGGCGGAGAUCGGAGUCCAUUCUAUAGCAUACGCCUUCCCACAGGUAAAAAUCGUAACAUCAGCGUUGGAUCCUGAGAUUAAUGAAAAGUUCUACGUACUGCCGGGUAUCGGCAACUUUGGUGACCGAUACUUUGGUACCGAGCCACCGUACGACGAGUGAGACGGCGAUAUACAGGUGUGGUGAGAGCGAGCGAGACGGAUAGCACGCCGGUGACGUCACAAGCUUCAGGUAUAUCGUACUCUUUUCGUGAAUUCCGCUAAAGGUAAUAAAAUAUUUUUUUAUCUCUGUCUUUUGGUUUGAGAAUGAAAGAGAUGGCAAUAUGUUUUUAUUUCCUUUACAAUUGAAUCACAAAUUUGAAUCUUUAUGGAUUUUAAGUCACAUGUAUUUAUUUAUGCCUCGAUGUUGGGCAAAUACUUUUUAGUAUUUUUAAUUUUU